Molecule: messenger RNA, 1952 nt
Organism: Lethenteron reissneri (Far Eastern brook lamprey)
Lineage: Eukaryota; Metazoa; Chordata; Hyperoartia; Petromyzontiformes; Petromyzontidae
Product: V-type proton ATPase subunit H-like
Biological process (GO): proton transmembrane transport
Cellular component (GO): vacuolar proton-transporting V-type ATPase, V1 domain; lysosomal membrane
Molecular function (GO): proton-transporting ATPase activity, rotational mechanism
Source: RefSeq, a predicted model, not a curated record
CGCACGCCUCGCUCGCACCCGGCAUCCAACAACACCUGAGACCCAUCCACAAACAAGCCCGACCUUCUGCCGACGCUGUUAAGGGCCGCUCGCAUCAAAACGAGAAAUUGUCGGUUCUCAAGGGCGCGCGACGGGGCCAGGUGCGCGUCCCGUGCCCAUCACGCCGCGGUCACUUCGCUCGUGACCUGCUUGAGUCGAAGUCAUCGUCCGUCUUCCACGAUUCAGCUCGGCGGCGACAGCUGCUUCUGCUUCGGCUGAUUAUUCCCCCCCCGGGAAUUCGUGGGUGCGUGACGCCGGUUGAUACGCUGUGAGCUCGGCGAGAUGGACCUCACCGAAACGUCGGACUUUGCCUCUGCCAACCUCUUCUCCAAGAUGGCAGAGAUCCGCGCAAGCAAGAUCAACUGGCAGCCCUACCUGCAGAGCCAGCUCAUCGCCGCUGACGAUUUCGAGUUCAUCCAGCGGUUUACCGCGGCUGGAACCGAGCAGAGGCGCCGCAUCGCCGAAAUCGAGGGCACGCAGUGCGCCCAGACGCUCCUGCACCUGGUGACGCGCAUCGUGAAGGAGAGCGUCGUGCAGUUCGUCCUCGUGCUGAUCGAAGACCUGCUGCAGGAGAACGGAGAGCACGCGCAGAUUUUCUCCGUGUUCACGCGGAGGAACCACAGGAGCCAGUGGGUGCUCUUCAUGCCCAUGCUCAACCGCCAGGAGAUCCUCACCAUGCACCUGGCUGCGCGCGUCGUGGCUCGCCUGGCCAUCAUGAGCCGGGAGCUGCUGCAGGGGAGCGACCUCGGCUUCUACCUCAUCUGGCUCAAGACCCACCUGAGCGUGCAGAAGCUCCGAGCGGCGGUCGGGGAUGGAGUGGGCGGCGGAGGCAACAGCGAGGCGCUGCACUACUUCCAGAGCGCCGCGUCCUGCCUGCAGCUCAUCCUCCGCACGGGGGAAUACCGCUUCGCGUGGGUGCAGGAGGACGGCAUCAGCUGCAUCAUGGCGGUGCUGCACAACAGGUGCGGCGUGCAGCUGCAGUACCAGAUGAGCUUCUGCCUGUGGCUGCUCGCCUUCAGCCCGCAGGUGUGCGAGCUGCUGCGCACCAACAGCCCCGUGCCGGCGCUGGCCGACGUCCUCAACGAGUCGGUCAAGGAGAAGGUCACACGCAUCGUGCUCGCCGCCUUCCGGAACAUGCUGUCGCAGGCGGUGGAAAAGGAGACGCGCCACGAGUUCGCCCUCACCAUGAUCCAGUGCAAGGUGCUCAAGCAGCUGGAGAACCUGGAACAGCAGAAGUUUGAGGACGAGGACGUGGUAGAGGACAUCAAGUUCAUGCUGGAGAAGCUCGGAGAGAGCGUGCACGACUUGAGCUCGUUCGACGAGUACUCGGCGGAGCUGAAGGCAGGCCGGCUGGAGUGGAGUCCCGUGCACAAGUCGGAGAAGUUCUGGCGCGAAAACGCCGCUCGGCUCAACGAGAAGAAUUACGAGCUGCUCAAGAUUUUGAACCACCUCCUCCAGGCAUCCGACGAUCCGCAGGUGCUGAGCGUGGCGGCGCACGACAUCGGGGAGUACGUGCGACAUCACCCCCGCGGCAAGAAGAUAAUUGAGCAGCUGGGCUGCAAGCAGCUCGUGAUGGGCCUCAUGCAUCACGCGGACACGGACGUACGCUACAACGCCCUACUCGCCGUGCAGAAGUUCAUGGUGCAUAACUGGGAGUACCUGGGAAAGCAACUCCAGAGCCAGCAGGGCUCCAUUCCCACGCGGAGCUAGAACAGCGUCGCCACCGCCACCACCACCACCACCCUCACUACCACCACCACCAUCGCCACCACCACCACCACCACCGUCGCCACCGCCACCACCACCACCGUCACUACCGCCACCACCACCACCGCCACCACCGCCACCACCACCACCACCAACCACCACCGUUGCCGCCACCGUGACCAUCACCACCGCCACCACCACCACCG